Condylostylus longicornis is the source of this 1664-nucleotide messenger RNA. RefSeq names its product phospholipid scramblase 2 (gene scramb1). Bases 228 to 1244 code for a protein of 338 amino acids. The transcript has 8 exons. Gene Ontology annotation, cellular component: plasma membrane. NCBI's taxonomy places the organism in Eukaryota, Metazoa, Arthropoda, Insecta, Diptera, Dolichopodidae. Gene Ontology annotation, molecular function: phospholipid scramblase activity. The record is from RefSeq and is a predicted model, not a curated record. Gene Ontology annotation, biological process: plasma membrane phospholipid scrambling.
GCGGCAAAAGUGAAGUGAUUGAAACCAUAUGUUAUUUUAAUGUCAAAUGAUUUUCCUUUUGCAACUAGAAGAAAAAAUGACAUCAUUCAAUUUUCAAAUCAAACCGGGGAAUAAAAAUAAAUUGCUUUAAAAAUACAGUGGUGCAUAUUUCAUUUAAUUUCAUGUGAAUUUUUGUUUUAAAUUUUUUAAAAUUAUUUUAAAACUUGUUUCUUCCAUCAAACUAAAAAAUGGCUAAUCAACAAUAUUCAAUGCACAACAUCAACCAAGGUGGGUAUGUACCUCCUGGAUAUCCACCUGUUAUCUCUCAGCAACCCAAUUCACAACAAUACGGAUUUCAACCGCCUGCAGAUCAUACUUAUCCACCGCCAACGCAUGGUCCAUAUGUGGGACCUCAACAUCCGUAUGCUCCUGUGCCUACUGAUCAGGGUCAGUAUGCACCUCAAAUGCCUUAUUCAGGGAAUCAACCAGCUCCCUUUGGUUCCGGUGGAUAUCAACCACCACAAGGAGGUUAUGCUGGUGGUGCUCCAGGUGAUUGGAUGACUAUGCCUGUUGGUAUACCCAACUGUCCUCCGGGUUUGGAAUAUCUCACGACAAUUGAUCAACUUUUGGUUAAACAAAAGGUAGAAUUACUUGAAGCAUUUACGGGAUUUGAAACAAAUAACAAGUUUAGCAUUAAAAACAGUUUAGGUCAGAAAGUUUACUAUGCUGUUGAAGAUACUGAUUGUUGUACUAGAAAUUGUUGCGGACCAUUACGUCCUUUUGAUAUGAAAGUUUUAGAUAAUUAUCAAAAUGAAGUGAUUCAUUUAUAUCGUAAAUUGGCAUGUAAUUCAUGUUGCUUCCCAUGUUGUCUGCAACAUAUGGAAGUGUCAUCUCCUCCAGGAACUGUUGUUGGAACAGUAGAGCAAGAGUGGAGCAUUUGUAGCCCUCAAUUUAGUAUUAAAAAUCAUGUCGGAGACACAGUUUUAAGAAUUGAAGGGCCAGUUUGUACUUUCAGUUUAUGUGGUGAUGUUGAGUUUAAGGUUGUUACUAUGAGUGGCACACAAGUUGGUAAAAUUUCGAAACAAUGGUCUGGCUUUGCUCGAGAAAUAUUUACAGAUGCCGAUUUCUUUGGAAUAACUUUCCCAAUGGACUUAGAUGUUCGAAUGAAAGCAACUUUAUUGGGUGCAUGCUUUUUAAUUGAUGCUAUGUUUUUCGAGAAAUCUGGUAAUAAAGAAAGCGAUAGGCCUGGUCUUUUCGAUGUUUGAAUUCCGCAUUAUCCAACCUUAUAAUAUACUUGUAAAAAAUUCGUAAAUAAAUAUUAGAAAUAAGGUUUUGUACGCCAAAAUAGUAGAACUUACCUGAAAGUUAAAAUGAUAUUGUUUUGAAAAAGUUGAUAUUACAUAUGUAUAUAAAGUAAAGAAAACGCGUAGAACAGAUUUGUAAAAAAUUAAAUUGCUAAAAUUUAAAAUAAUUCAUCUUCAUUUAUUUCUAUUAAUAUUAAAGUUGCUAUUCUCAUCUUGAUUGAUUUGAGAUCUUUACAUCUAAACAUACAUAAUAUUAUGUAAAUAUUAUUAUUUUAAAUUUUUUUUUUAAUAAAUGUUAAAAACAUUUUGAAGACAAAGAAAUAAUUUAUUUGUUAUACAGUGUAUAUUUUAAUACAAACUAAUUUUUUUUAAUAUAAAAUA